Molecule: messenger RNA, 5878 nt
Organism: Terrapene triunguis (Three-toed box turtle)
Lineage: Eukaryota; Metazoa; Chordata; Testudines; Emydidae
Gene: PKD2
Product: polycystin 2, transient receptor potential cation channel
Exons: 14
Coding region: 86-2548 (820 amino acids)
Biological process (GO): release of sequestered calcium ion into cytosol; detection of mechanical stimulus; potassium ion transmembrane transport
Cellular component (GO): membrane
Molecular function (GO): voltage-gated calcium channel activity; voltage-gated sodium channel activity; potassium channel activity
Source: RefSeq, a predicted model, not a curated record
GCCGCCUUCCUCCUGCUCGCGGCAGGCCUGGAGCCGGGACAACCCGGGCUUCGAGCCGGAGGAGGCGGCGGGGCCGGUGCUGCAGAUGGAGAUGGACGUGGAGUGGGGCAGCCGCGGGGCCGGCUCCUCCUCCGGCGCCAGCAGCGCCCGGGGCCCGGCCGGGGAGCCUGACAGCGGCCGGCGGCGGCGCCGGCGGGGGGAACGCGGCGUGGGGGCGGCUCCGUGUCCCAGCCCCGCCGGGGGGGACCCGCUGGCCCCACACCUGCCCCCGGACGGGGCCCCUCCGUCCCAUCGCACCGCAUGGGCCAAGAGGCUGGCGCGCCGCUUGCGAGGUCUGUGGGGUACAAGAUUGAUGGAAGAAAACACUAGCAGAGAGAGGUACCUGAAAAGUGUUUUACGAGAACUGAUCACAUAUGUGAUUUUCCUUGUGGUCUUGUGUGUCUUGACUUAUGGGAUGGUGAGUUCCAGUAUGUACUAUUACACUAGGGUAAUGUCACAGCUCUUCCUGGAAACGCCUUUAUCGAAAAUGGAGAAAAACAAUUUCAAAACCUUAUCCACCAUGGAGGACUUCUGGAAGUUCACAGAAGGCCCUUUGCUGGAUGGUCUGUACUGGGAGAUGUGGUACAACAAUAAAACCAUGGCAGAAAACAAAAGUUUCAUUUAUUACGAGAAUCUGCUUUUGGGGGUGCCUCGUGUUCGGCAGGUGAAAGUGAGAAAUGGGUCAUGCUCAAUACCUGAGGAUUUAAAAGAUGAAAUUAAAGAAUGCUAUGACGUUUAUUCUGUUGCUAAUGAAGAUACUGCUCCUUUUGGGCUCCGGAAUGGAACAGCUUGGACUUACACCAAUGAACAAGAUUUGAAUGGGAGCAGCCACUGGGGGUUGAUUGCCUCAUACAGUGGGGCUGGUUAUUAUCAGGAUCUGUCACGAAGCAGAGAGGAGACAGCCGCACAGAUUGCUAACCUUAAGAAACACUUGUGGCUGGAUAGAGGGACCAGAGCAGCCUUUAUUGAUUUCUCUGUGUACAAUGCGAACAUCAAUCUAUUCUGUAUUGUCAGGUUAUUAGUGGAGUUUCCAGCAACUGGAGGCCUCAUUACAUCUUGGCAGUUUCAGCCAGUGAAGCUUAUCCACUACAUUUCUACUUUUGAUUUCUUCCUGGCAGCCUGUGAAAUAGCCUUUUGUCUCUUUACCCUUUAUUAUAUUGUAGAAGAGAUCUUGGAAAUUCGCAUCCAUAAACUGCAUUACUUCAGGAGUCUCUGGAAUUGUCUUGAUAUCCUCAUCAUUGUGCUAUCAGUAGCAGCUAUAGGAAUUAACAUGUAUAGAAGGUCAACAGUGGACAUGUUACUGAAGAAGCAGCUGGAAGAUCAAAACGCUUUCCCCAAUUUUGAACCUUUGGCAUACUGGCAAAUACAAUUCAACAACAUUGCUGCUGUCACUGUGUUUUUUGUCUGGAUUAAGCUCUUCAAAUUUGUCAGCUUCAACAGAACAAUGAACCAGUUAUCCACCACCAUGUCUCGCUGUGCCAAAGAUGUCAUUGGCUUUGCUAUUAUGUUUUUCAUUAUUUUCUUAGCAUAUGCUCAGCUGGCUUACCUUGUGUUUGGCACUCAAGUUGAUGACUUCAGCACUUUCCAAGAGUGUGUCUUUACUCAGUUCCGCAUCAUUUUGGGAGACUUUAACUUUACAGAGAUUGAAGAAGCUAACAGAAUUUUGGGACCAAUUUAUUUCACUACUUUUGUGUUCUUUAUGUUCUUCAUUCUUUUGGGAUACAAUAAAGCCAUGAUUAAACUUAAAUUGAAAAAAACUACUGUUGAUGACAUUUCAGAGAACUUGCGACAAGGUGGGGGAAAGUUAAACUUUGAUGAACUACGACAGGAUCUCAAGGGGAAGGGUCACACGGAUGCAGAGAUUGAAGCAAUAUUUACUAAGUAUGACCAGGAUGGGGAUCAGGAAUUGACAGAACACGAACAUCAGCAAAUGAGAGAUGAUCUAGAGAAAGAAAGGGAGGAUUUGGAUCUGGACAGGAGCUCUCUACCACGUCCAAUGAGUGGUCGAAGCUUCCCUCGCAGUCUGGAUGACUCUGAAGAGGACGAUGAUGAGGACAGUGGACACAGCUCUAGAAGAAGAGGUAGCAGCUCUAGUGGGGUUUCAUAUGAAGAGUUCCAAGUGUUGGUGAGACGAGUGGAUCGCAUGGAACAUUCCAUAGGCAGUAUUGUUUCCAAAAUUGAUGCUGUUAUUGUAAAGCUUGAGGCAAUGGAGCGGGCUAAACUGAAAAGGAGAGAUGUGUUGGGAAGACUGCUAGAUGGAGUUACAGAGGAUGAAAGAUUGGGACGUGACAAUGAAAUCCACAGGGAACAAAUGGAGAGGUUAGUGCGGGAGGAACUGGAGCGUUGGGAAUCGGAUGACACAGCUUCCCAAAUGAGCCACCGCUUGGGAACGCCACUUGGACUGAAUAGCCAGCCUCGUUCUAGGAAUUCCCGUCCAUCCUCCUCUCAGUCAACAGAAGGCAUUGAUGGAAGUGGAGGAGGGAAUGGCGGGAGCAACAUCCAUGUGUAAUAUUAUUAGUCAAUGGGUUGUUUUAAAAUUUCAAUCCUGUAUUAUAACAGCAAAUACGCUAUUUACUAUUUUGUUUUCCAAAAACAGUGAUGAAUGUUAAAGCUCCCAGUGUCCCAUCUGGGGAUUGAUCAGUAGGCCAUAGGGACAUCUAAUCUACAACCACUGUGUCAGCAGCUGACAGAUGUAAAGUUGGCAUUACCUACUCACCCCACUAAAUAGGGUGAUAUUCCCAUUGCCACCUACACUGGCUUUAGGCCCAUAAUCCACCAGUAGCAUUGCUUCAAGUGGCUGCACUUAUAGGAUCUGUGCCAGAGGGUUUUACAGUUUUCCUGUCUUCAUUCAGUAAAUGCAGCUGUUGUUUUUUUCCUAAGUACUCCCAUCUUAAUGCUUGCUAUGCAGCAGGAGCUCAUUUUGGUUAUGUAAAAUAGGACUGUAAGAAUCUACUUUCCCAUUAGAUAAUGCUGGAAAUUAGUUUCAAAGUUGUUGUGAAGUAAAUCUCUUCUAAAAGUUUUGAUUAAUAGUUAGCCAAAAAUGCAUUUAACUUCUCAACUCAAAUGCUUAGAUUUCCAGUGCUUUAUAAUGGGAAAUAUUAUUCUUAAAUUCCUAUUCUAAAAUGUAUUAAUAAGGUGACUUCCUAUAUAGUUAUUCCUGUUAAUUAUAUUCAACACAAAUUACAAACAAGUAACACAAUCUUCUUCUUAUUCUGGAGUUUUCCUUUAGUGUGCUAAGAUUUUCUUUAAUUUAUUUUAAAGGCACAUUCCCUAUGUAUCAGUGCACUAUUGCCUUUUUCCUCUGACAGAAGGUCGUGUUUAGUUCAUUUUUAUUAUGAAGUAGAUGCAUAUGCAUAUGCAAGAAGCAUAUGAAUAGUGCAUAUCAGUGCACUAUUGCCAGAGGAAAAAGGCAAUAGUGCACUGAUACAUAGGGAAUGUUACUUCAUAUAUUUAGUACUUCAUAUAUUUUAGUGUUUUAAAAGUAGUUCUUUGGGAACUUCUUUACACAUAAAAGAGACAAAGUGGGUACGGUAAUAUCUUUUAUUGGAUCAAUUUCUAUUUACACAUAACUAAUGUGAUCAUUGUUGUCUUUGUGUCUGUCCAUAGCUGGCUUUUAGGGCCAAAUUUUCAAAAAGGAAGACCUCUGAGCUCUGCAUCCAAAACUGCACCUACCCUUUCUACAAUUCAUGCAGAAAUUAGGUAAACAUUAGAUAAGUUGUGAAAAACAUCAAUUAAUCUUGGGGGAUGCAAGGGGAGAGAGAAAUUGACAUUUUGAACAUUUCUGAUUAGCUCUAGCAAGUUUUCAUUCCAAUUCAAAGGCAAGGGCCUAAUUAGUUUCUUAUGUAUGCACUGACCUGCAUGAGCAAUUGGAGGUAUAUUUCUGCAUGUACACGUUUUUCUGUAGGGAACUACGCUACAUCCUUUUGAAAUUGUAGUCUUUAGUAUAAUCAGCACUUUUUAGUACAAGGCUUGCUGGAUUUGAGACUGCAGUAGAGCUUUGAAGCAGCAACAGCCCUGAUAGUGAUUUGAGUUUGGUGUACAGAAAAUUAGAGGCAAAUAUGUACUAUUUUUGAUAGUAGUAUAUAUUUAGAUCUAGUAAAAUGUGGGAGUCUUCACUUAAGCUGACAGUUGCCUUAAGACUAACUGUAGGUUUAAAGGGAAAUGGAAAACUUAAUAUUCAGAUGAAGUACACAGUAUUCUAAGUGCGUAGAUUUGUAGGGUGUAAGAAGGAAAAUGUCCAUGCUUUUUUAUUGAUGCUGGUGGCUUUCAUGUUGUGCUUAUUAUAGGAAUUGCUUCCUGUAAUUAACCUUAAGUACCUUAUAUUUUUGUGUUAGUAUUUUUGGUUUAGUAUUGAAUCAAAUACACCUCCAAAUAUUGCAGUUUUCCCAUAUCUAUAUAUACCAGCACUUGUUGUCAUGUUACGGUGUCAUCCAAGACACAUUCCAUAUGACCAGAGCACUAGUCCUUGAUAAAAACAAAACUUUUCUUAUGUUAAAUUUACAAGAAAGUGCAUGUUCAGUAACUUACUCAUCUUAGAUGAAGGGACUUCUCCCCUACUGAGAGCUGAAAUUUCCCAACAGACUAUCGGUCAAGCUCCACCACUGCCAAGUGGAUAAGAAAUUAAUCCAAAUAGUUAAGGUUAGGAUUUUAUCACAGUUAUUUUUAGUAAAAGUUAGGGAUAAGUCACUGGCAAUAAACAAAAAUUCACUGAAGCCCCUGACUUUUACUAAAAAUAACUGACAAAAUGGGGCUGACAGGGGGAUGAAAGCCUGAGUCCCGCUGCAGGAGGGGAGGAGAGGUCUAGCACCUGCUGCCACUGUGGCUCACACUCUGGGGUCCCCCCCCCACUGCCUGUGGAAGCUGGAAGUUGUAUGGUGGGCCCUCCUAAGCCCACAGCGGCUCAGAGCACCAGGGUCCCUGAUAGCUUCAGUCCUGCCUCCAUGGGGCUGAAGCGGAAAGUGUCAUGGAGGUCUCUGAAAGUCAUGGAAUCCUGGACUUCCGUGACAUAAUCUAAGCCUUAAUAAUAGUAUACAAAACCUUCUGUUACAUUACUGUGUAGGAGGUAUAUUUCAAGGGGUCAGUUGGCUAAUGGUUUGGCAUACGGUAAGAUUGUUUUUGUAAGCUCUAAAAAAUUAGCAUUUGGUCUGUUGGGGCAUAGGAAUAUCAAAAUGCCAGAUACAGUAUUAUAUGUCAUGUAGUUAAAGUUUAAAACCAAUCAUCUGACCAAACACUUUGACUUCACAGUUAAAGUGAUCUUUUGUUAUAAAGACAAGACAUGUUGGAUGUUGCUGCAAUAUCAUGCUGCAGAACUAAGGAAAUUUGCAUUUGUGAAGUUGUCUUUUCAAAACACUACAGCUAUCACUGUGGCUUUAAAUGUGUCCUAAAAUUGUACCUUUCUCUAAACUAAUAUCGAACAAAGCUUUUCUUUUAUUAGUAUGUUAAUUAUGAAAACCAAAAUGUUUGCAUUCAUAGCUAUAUUUGUUCAUCUGUAUAUCUGUAACGUGUCGUUACUUAAUAACAAACUUCAUUUUGAAGUGCAGUAAGUUUUCAUGGGCUAUCCAUGUGUGUUGACAAUGUGCCAUGCAAGAGGUACAUGGCAACUAGACAAAUGUGUUAUACAUUUUUUAUUAUGGUUUCAUUUUAAGUUUAGAUUCUCUUGUAACUGUUACUUUGUUUCUAGGGUAAAGGGUUUCUUCUAAGUAAGUGUAAAGUUUUGCAUUAGCAUUUGGUCUUAUUAGGAAGCUGUUAAUUAUGCAAGUCUUCCACAGUUAUCAAAGAUUUAUUGGUCUAUAAUACUGAGCACUUUACUUCCUAAUAAAGAUUUUACAUAUGAAAAUCA